GAAUGGAGGCUGCAGAGAUAAAGAAUGCUGACUGCACACAGUCCAUGCACCAUCAAGACACCGGCCAUCUGGUCCCCCACCUGACCACAGAAUUGCUGAAACAUACGGAGGGAAGUGUCGGAGGGAGAGGGAGGCGGACCAGCGGCUUUGAGUGUACUCUUUGAUGUUGACAGAGGGGGCAGGUGACAAGUCUUGGUGGACUCGAUGCCUACGCGAUCGAAGGGUUCAGUUUGGUCAGAGUUUUGGAACUUGCUGCUGCUUGCGCACGUUUGUGUCCCCUUGAAAUCAGGGUCACGGCCAUGCACCUGCUGGCACAAGGUGACAGUGCCAGGGUCAAACAAAAGGGAAACAAUGGAGGCCUUCACAAGACCUUCAUGGCGUCAACUCCUUCUUUCAGGUAAAUGCUCAGAGCACACUUGCCGCCCACCAGACUGCCGCUGCAUUGGAACAGACAUCCCGGGUAGUCUUCCUGUGAACGAAACCCCCCAGAUGGUCAUGCUCACCUUUGACGACAGCGUGAAUGUUGCAAACUAUGACUACUUCACGCAACUGUUCGACGGUAAGUUCCGCAACCCUAACGGCUGUCCCAUCCGCGGAACCUUCUUCGUGUCAGGGGACGCCACUCAGUACCACUUCGUGGAAAAGCUGCACAAGCAGGGGCAGGAGAUUGCGUCACACAGCGUGACGCACCGGUCGCCAACCACCUACUGGGCGCACGCCGGGUACGACGGGUACGUGGAGGAGAUCGAGGGUAUGAGAAAAAAACUGGCCGAGGCAAGCAAUAUACCAAGGGAGAGCAUCCGUGGCAUGCGGGUGCCUUUCCUGCAGGUAGGGGGAGACGACCAGUACCAGAUGCUGGAAGAUUUUGGCUUCACCUACGACACCUCCAUGGUGACAGGCCACUUGUACAAGGACAGCAACCCUCCUAUUUGGCCCUUCACGCUCGACUAUCCCCCGGACUCUAAGACCUGUUCGCUGACUCCGUGUCCCACCAAAUCGUACCCGGGGUUGUGGGAGGUGCCGCUCAUCCGCUGGUACGGGACCAACCGCCUGGCCUGCGCCAUGCCUGACGGAUGCACGAUCGGAGGCGGGCGGGUGGGAACACUGCAAUUCUUGCAGGACAACUUCAGGCGCCACUAUGACACCAACAGAGCGCCUUUCGGCAUCUUCCUGCACGCCUCGUGGUUCCGGAGAAAGGAAGGGAAUCUCGAGGGCCUCAUGGAUUUUCUGCAGGAGAUGAGCCAGAUGAAGGACGUCUGGGUCAUCUCGGUGUCUCAGGUCAUUGACUGGAUGCGCAGCCCCGAGACCAACUCCCGGGCCGGUAAGCUGGACUCAUGGACAUGUUGAGAGAGAGAGAUGAUGACAGAAUCUCUGACGAUGCUCUUUAAGGCUUAUUCACAAAGCGAAACAGUUGACUUGAUGAGGGACAAUGUCAUGGAUGUCUCUAAGGAGUGCUCACACAGCGAAACAAUUAGACAGUCACAGAGAAGUGAUAAUAUCUUGGAAUCUGUCUCUCAUCAGAGAUGUGUGCGCCCCUGAGUGUUUGCAGGCAUGAAAAAGAAUGUGUAUUACUGUGUGUGUGUGUGCUUGUGCGGUGAUUGUUGCCUGUAAUUUUCUCCGAGCUUGACAUGCGGGUUAAUACGUGGUGCGUGCGUCUGUAUAUAAAUAUAUUUUCAUGUUUAUUCAAUGUUUAUGUAUGUUUAUCCAAAAGAGGUUUGGCAGCACAUAUUUAACCGAUCCCAUAAAACACAGGAUCGUAUGUCUUCCUCAGUAUACUUGCAUAUCGAGCACGAUUCUUCGGCACCUUGAGGGGUAGGCAGUGGAUGCGGGAGCUGGUAUUUCCUAGAGGAAUUUUUUUCGAUGCAAAACAGUCUUUUCCUCCGCUGUCCCAAUCGACUCUUUCAUCUGCCAGAUCGGAGGGCCUGGAUAAUGUGUCUGCACACGGCUCACUGGGCAGCCUGCUGCCUCCGGUCAAUCGUCGACAUACGAGAUGGCCAGACUGCCAAUCGGUUCUCCGCGACCAGUCAGCUAACAAGGGCAACGAGACUUUGGCAGCCAUUACUGACUACUUUGUGUAAUGAUGGAGCUAAACAGCAUGGGAAGACUUUCGUGACACUAAGAAUGUCGCUGGUUGGCUGGUUUGGCAGUAAAGUGCUUCCGCCCUGAAGCCAUUUCGAGCUGUGGUGGAGAGGUGGAUAGAAGGUGGGGAGUAAACUGGAGGAUAAAAAAGAACCCAACAAAAAAACAAAGAACAAAACCACCCAAACAAAUAAAAACAAAACAAAAGUAAAAUCCUAGACGACCAGCCUACGAACAGGUGUCCCAUACAGAAAGUGUCCCCCAAAGAGUUCUGAGUGCAGUGGUGAAAGGCGAGUGUUUGAACCCCUGCGAUACCCGGCAAAUCUUUACGGUGUUCACGGCACCAACUCUUAAAGUACACCCUCUAACUGUUCAUCAAAGCAUGCCUAUUUUACAGGGUACAUUAGCAUUAUAACUCCAAAAAGGGAAAAAAAAAAAGACAAAGAGAAAAGACGGCU
Messenger RNA from Pomacea canaliculata, 2537 nucleotides. RefSeq lists its product as uncharacterized. Gene Ontology annotation, biological process: carbohydrate metabolic process. NCBI's taxonomy places the organism in Eukaryota, Metazoa, Mollusca, Gastropoda, Architaenioglossa, Ampullariidae. The transcript has 2 exons. Gene Ontology annotation, molecular function: hydrolase activity, acting on carbon-nitrogen (but not peptide) bonds. The record is from RefSeq and is a predicted model, not a curated record. Bases 205 to 1347 code for a protein of 380 amino acids.